UCAGAUUAGAUAACGAGGGCUUGGUACUGGUUCGUAGGCAUCCUCCACGUUACGAGCUUCAUUCUAUCGUACACGUUUUCACCGUGAAAAAGUCCGAUUUCCGGCGUCCGAACAUGGUGUCCCUAGAGACUGUCGCGGGUAUAGUGAUAAAAGUUCUCAAGUUGGUUAUAAACCUUAUAAUCCUGAUACUCUACCGAACAGGAUACCAAGGAGAGUUCCUCGGUGUUGGCGGAACAUGGAACUUGAACGAGGAUAAAAAUCCGGACGCGGAAAUCGUCGCGUCCGGAGUGCUGGUCGGAUUUUUCAUUUACACCAGCGUCGUUUUAAUUACCUACUGCUUUGGGAGCUCGUACCAUAAGAGAACGCUUGUCGAAAUCAUAAUGAACUUCGUUGGAACUUUUAUGUUCAUCGCUGUUGGCGGAACUGCGCUUCAUUAUUGGCACGGUUACCUUCCGGAACACAAAUUCGACACGAUCGUUCAGCAGAAACAGGUUGGAUUAGCUGUUGGAUCCUUGUGCGUGAUCGAGGGCGCAGCGUACCUCGUCGACUUGAUACUGAGCUUCCUGCACUUCGUAAAACAUCGUGACGACAUACUAGAAUAGAUUUCUAUUAUUCCUAACACUUAAUUAGAUGAUCUAAUCAAUCGAUUUUAAUUGAUCACCUGUAUCAUUCGCAGGAGUAACAGUUUCGAAGCUCUCGUUCUAUCUUCCCAAGAGAGGCGAUUCAAAUAUAAAAUGAAUCAGAAGGAA
Nomia melanderi (Alkali bee) is the source of this 749-nucleotide messenger RNA. RefSeq names its product smooth septate junction protein snakeskin (gene Ssk). The record is from RefSeq and is a predicted model, not a curated record. Gene Ontology annotation, biological process: septate junction assembly. Gene Ontology annotation, cellular component: plasma membrane. Lineage: Eukaryota; Metazoa; Arthropoda; Insecta; Hymenoptera; Halictidae.